Messenger RNA from Trichoplax adhaerens, 765 nucleotides. RefSeq lists its product as uncharacterized. The transcript has a single exon. Lineage: Eukaryota; Metazoa; Placozoa; Uniplacotomia; Trichoplacea; Trichoplacidae. The coding region runs from base 1 to 765 and encodes 254 amino acids. The record is from RefSeq and is a predicted model, not a curated record. Gene Ontology annotation, molecular function: carbonyl reductase (NADPH) activity.
AUGGCUUUAAGAAAACGAUUCGAGAAUAAAGUAGUAGUUAUUACUGGAUCGACUGAAGGGAUUGGUUUUGCUACGGCUCAAAGGAUAGCUGCAGAAGGUGGCAGCGUAUCCGUUAGCAGUCGACAUCAGGAGAAGGUAGAUAAAGCAAUUCAACUAUUACGAGAUCAAGGCUACACCAAUACCCUGGGCAGAGUUUGCGAUGUUAGUAAGGAAGACGAUAUUAAAGAUCUUAUUCAAGCAACCGUUGAUAAAUUUGGCGCUAUUGAUGUACUCGUAUGCAACGCUGCAGUUGCUUUUGGCGGACCAGUCAUCAAAACAUCCAGUUCAGUAUGGGAUAAGACAUUCUCAGUUAAUCUUAAAUCUGCUUUUACGCUUACCAAGGAGGUUUUGCCUUACUUGAAACAACGCGACGGUAGCAAUAUUGUAUUGAUAUCGUCUAUCUUAGGUCAUAGCCCUAUGCCAGUGACUGGAGUUUAUAGUGUAUCUAAAACGGCAAUGUUUGGAUUAAUGUUGGCACUGACCAAAGAAUUAGGCAGAUAUAAAAUUAGAGUGAAUGCUAUUGCACCUGGUGUCAUUGCUACCAAAAUGAGUCUAGGCCUACGUCAAGGAAGUAACGAAGAUUGGGUCAUGCGGGAAACGCCUUUAAGGCGAUAUGGUCAACCUGAAGAAAUUGCCUCUGCUGUAGCUUAUGUUUCAUCUGAUGAGGCUGCUUAUGUAAAUGGCAGUACAAUUGUAGUUGGUGGAGGUUUAGGAAGUCGAUUAUAA